GAGAUCAUGGGCUUCAGCGCGGCUGGGGAGCAGGUGGUGGUCGACCGGCCAGGAGCUGUCACCGCGGCCUCCCGCAACGUGGCCUGGCAGCAGAUUGUGAGCCAGUCUAGCCAGCUGGUGACGUUCAUUGACCUGUGCGGUCACGAAAAGUACCUGAAGACCACCAUCUUCGGACUUGUCGGCCUUUGCCCGGACUACGCGAUGGUCAUCGUGAACGCCAACGCGGGCUUCCAGAAGAUGUCUCGUGAGCAUCUCGGCAUAGCGUUGGCGUUGAAGAUACCGUUCAUAUUCGUGGUGACGAAGAUCGACAUCGCUCCCACGAAUGUGUACGAGGAGAACCUCGAGAUGCUCAGCAGGAUCGUGAAAUCCAAGGCGGUCGGGAAGAUCCCCUUGAAGCUGCAGCGGGAGGAGGACCUGGGCCCCGCGGCGGAGGGCUUGGAGUCCGACCGGGUCUGCCCGAUCUUCUGCAUCUCGAGCGUCACGGGCGAGGGCCUGCCCCUCCUGAAGUCCUUCAUGCAGAGGUCCAUACCACAUGCCCCGCAGAUGGUGACCCGAUCGCCGCGCACUCCAUAUGCCAGCCCCGGCGCCCAGCUUGCGCGGGCGGUGCCGCUGUGCCUCGCGGCCGCGUGCACGGCCGUCGCCCUCGAUCCCGCGCGGGGCCACGGAGCCGGCGCGGCAGCCCUCGACGUCGCGCUAGUGCAGGUCGGACUGGCUGCCGAGGGCCAGCAGCGAGGCCACCAGCGGCAGCAGCGCUCGUCGGCGGGCGCCGCGGACCGCAGCUGGAGCCGGCACCGGCCCUCCGCCGAGGCCGCAGCCGUGGCCCAGCCCUCCGCCGCGGCCCAGCCCUCCGCUGUGGCCCAGCCCGCCACCGCCGCCGCGGCCCAGCCUGCCGCGGGCGCGGACGCGCAGGGCGUCGGGGCGCAGGGGGGCCAAGAGAAGGCGGCGGCCGCGGUGGCGGCAGAGGAGCGCCAGCGGCAGCUCCAGGAGAUGGUGGGGAUCCUCGCGGCGAAGAGCGAGCUGCGGUCGGUCUGGGCGAUGCCCAGGGAGCAGUUGGCGCAAAGGGGGGCGCACAGGGGCCGCGGACUGCUGACCGCGGACGAGCAGAUCCUGCGCCUCGGAGGCGGCCAGCUGCUGCAGCAGCAGGACCUUGCGGAGCAGCAGCACCGGAACUUGCACCGGCUGGUGGAGGAGGAGCAGAGGGCCGUGGAGGCCGAGGACCCCUCAGAGCAGCCGGUGGUGAUCAGCGACGUCGAGUCCGACUCGAGCGCAGAGGGCGAUUCGGAGCCGGUGGAGACCGCUGCGGCCGACGGGGCGGGCACCGCCAGCGCCACCGAGGAGGAGGACCAGGAGCAGCCAGAGGCCGACCAGCAGCAGGCGACCGAGGAGCAGGCUGCGGUGGAGCAGCCGCCGGCCAGCCCAGCCCAGGCGGCGGCGGCGCCGCCGCCGCCCGUGCACACGCCGCCGGCCGCACCGGCGCAGCCCGAGGGCGUGCCGCGUGUCGCCGCCGCCCCCGCGGCCAGUGUGGACGGCACGUCGGAGGCCUCGGCUGCGCGCCAGGGCGGCGCGUCGCAGGAGGGGUCCGUGAUGCGGGCCGCGGCCUGGAGGGCGCUGGCAGAGGAGCUCUUGGCCCAGGGGCGCCCGCAGCGCGCGCGGGCGGACACAGCCGGCGGCGAGGCCGAGCAGACGGGCGCGGUCACCCCUGGCGAGCUGGAGGCCGGCCUCACAGCCGAUGGCAGCGGCUGGGCGGACGUGUGUGAGGACGACCUGGGCUGCUCCCUCAACGGGGAGUGCAGGGAGGGCAGGUGCGUGUGCGACGCGGCGUGGUCAGGCAGCGCCAACUGCUCCGUGCUGGCGCUGCUGCCGGCGAAGCGGCGCGCCGGGUAUGGGGCCAUCAACUCGAGCACCUCCUCCUGGGGAGCAGGUGUCGUGUACGACCCCGUCGGCAAGAGGUUCGUCAUGAUCGCGGAGGAGAUGGACAUGGGCUGCGGCCUGCAGACCUGGAACCUAAAUUCCCGGUGCAUCGUUGCGGACUCCCCGACCGUGGACGGGGAGUACGCCUUCCGCGGCGUUGUCGUCGACGCGUGGGCGCACUCCUGCGCCCCAGCGAGGGACCCCGUGUCUGGCAUCUGGGUCGUCUCGCACUUGGGCGCGGGCGACUCCAGCCGGCUGCCCCGGAACCAGACCAUGGCGUCGCGCUGCUCCGCGAGCAGCGCCAGCGCCUGCACCGCCGGGCCCGGCCAGAGGGAGCACUGCGCCCUGCGGCAGAACUCCCGGGGCUCCAUGGAGUGCUCUGUCCGAGGCUGCACCGGCGGCUGCUCGGGGGGGACCACGCCCGCACUCGGCGAGCCGAGGGCGGUCGUGCCGUGCAGCGGUGGAGGCAACGCCUUCAACGAGUCCGUCACCGCCGGCUCCCCGUACGGCCCCUGGCAGGCGUCCAGGCGGCUGCACUUUGGGCUGCACGGAGGCACGGACCCGUGGUUCUUGCCGAACGGCACGCUCCUCUCGAUCACGAGCUCUGGGCUGGCGCUCGGCGCCGCGCACGGCGUGCGCCGCGAGGGGCCGAGGGCCAAUCGGCCCAGCAUCCUGCGCGCGGAGUCCCUCGCAGAGGCGAGGGAGGGCGGCUGGGUCAGGCUGCCGUGGCGCAGCGUGCUGGCGGGGAGCGGGCACGAGUUCAGCAGCGACGAGUCCGCCUGGCCGCAGGUGCACUGGGAGGACCACCACAUCUUCACGGACAGGCGCGGCAACUACCACAUCCUCGCCCACGCCCGGAGCGGCCCGCUCCCGGCCUGCUCCGCCGCCUCGGCCGCGGCCUCGCCGGCGUGCGGGGCCCGCAUCGGCCACGCCUUCUCCCGCAACGCGGAGGACUGGCACGUCAGCCCGGUCGCGGCCGCCACCGCGGAGAGCACCUUCGAGGACGGCGAGACGGUGCGGUGGCGGGCCCGCGAGCGCCCCCGCGUGGUGCAGGACGGCCGGGGCCACCUCGUCGCGCUUGUGACGGGCGUGGGCGACCCGCACUGCGGGGGAGCCAACGCGGGCGUGGCCGGGUGCGACCACACCUUCACGCUCGUGGAGCGCGUGAGGGCCGGGCCCGCAGCGUGA
This is a messenger RNA of Prorocentrum cordatum, 3099 nucleotides long. The record is from the annotation of a GenBank genome assembly. NCBI's taxonomy places the organism in Eukaryota, Dinophyceae, Prorocentrales, Prorocentraceae.